GUGCAUAUGCUCUCAGUGUACAUAAAAGAAAAGAUACGUUCAUCAAGGUACAACAUUUGCAACACAAUUGAUGGUCAAUAUAUCAAUAUAAAUCAUAAGGAUUGCCAGCAACAAAGUUUAGGGCCCAGAUAAGAAAUUUACCUUCCCUCCCCUUCUUGUCACUUAUUUAUUUUAUAUAGCAGAAUUUGCCUUCAAGCUUUAUUUCGGAAGAGGAAUAUUCAUGGGUGGAGCAUAGUUUAUUCCACAAAUUUAAUAACAAAUUUGGAGGGCCAAUGGAGAGUCCUUAUCAAAACAAGAUUGGGUACAAAACAGAAAUUAAAUAAUACUGUACAGGUUGCUUAACUGCCCAGGUACUUGAAAGAGAACUUUGGAAGGAAUAUUUUUAUAUUACUUCCUUUUAAACAGGUUUAAAAUAUAGAUUGUCUCUACUGUACAUGUUAAGGAAUUUCAGCACGCAUUCAGUUAACCGAGUUCGCAAUGGUAUUUGAAGACAUUUUGACCUUAACAUCUGGAAAGUAGCAGGUUAGGAAACUUGCAUUUACAGUCAAUAUUUUCUUAGUCUUAACACAAUAGGACAAAUGGCAUACAAAUAUUUGUUUUUCGCCUAUUUUAUCCUUAAAAUUAGUAGCAUAGAUACUGUACGUAUCUUUACAACAAUGAUAGACCAGUGUAAAUGAAAAUUACAAGCAUUUAGCAAUAAUAAAAUAUAUAAGAUACAAAUAAUAGCUAAAAUUUAGGAUUAUAAGAAUGUAAUAUAAAACACUAUUUUAAAUUAAUAAUUCUUAUCAUUCGUUAAUACUGUUGAAAAAGUAAGAAUAUAAAACAGAAUAAAGCCAGUUUGGAUGUAGUGUUAAGGCACUAGAGAGAUUGUAAAUUCAGGUCCCACCCAAAGCCAGCUAGAUGACCUUGGGCCAGUCCCUUUCUCUCAGCCCUAGGAAGGAGACAAUGGCAAACGCCUUGUGAAAAACCAUGCCAAGAAAACUGUAGGGACUAGUCCAGGCAGCCACUUGGAGUAGGGGCGUGCAUAAGUACACAAAAGUGCCUAUCAUUCCUGUCCUAUUGUUUUCUUUCAUUAUAUGUGUUUAUAUAUAAUGUUGUGACAAAGUAAAUAAAAAAAUAAUAUAAGAGCAAAAGGAUAAAAUGUGCAAUAGUAACCCACGGUCACCCAGUGAUCUUCAAGCUGAGUUAGGAGGCUGCAAGCUUACAUAUAUAUACAUCAUAAUUUUGGAACUGGGAUCAUAGCACCCUAAAUGAUGGUUUAUUGAAUAAAAGACGUACUACGAGGACUCCCAGGUACUACAGACCAGAGUAUAGCGGACCUCCCACAGCAAACCAGGUUUGCACGUAGUUUGCUAGGCCCGCUGCAGCCCAAAUCCCCGGGGAUUAGAAUAGAAUAGAAUAGAAUUUUUUUUUUAUUGGCCAAGUGUGAUUGGACACACAAGGAAUUUGUCUUGGUGCAUAUGCUCUCAGUGUACAUAAAAGAAAAGAUACGUUCAUCAAGGUACAACAUUUACAACACAAUUGAUGGUCAAUAUAUCAAUAUAAAUCAUAAGGAUUGCCAGCAACAAGUUAUAGUCAUACAGUCAUAAAUGGAAAGAGAUUGGUGAUGAGUGAUCGUUUAGGAGCCUAAACGAACGCGGGUCUGAUGCUGCGGAGCCCAUCCCGCGCAUUAUUCCAUGCAUCCAAAACGGAUGGUUCAAGUUCCCCCAUGACCGGCGGGCGCAGCCGAUGUGCCUUUCCGAUCCUGUCUUUGAUUGCGCUCCAGCCAGCCGGGCGCGGCCGCUCCCGACCCCUCCGCCCUUCCCAGGCCGCCUAUUUAAGGGUCGAGGCCGACGGCGCCAGACUCCCUCCUGGGAACUCCCAUGCGCACCAACUCGCCGCCGGGAACGGGUCCCCUUUUGUCUCCCCGCCCCGCCGGAGCUUGUGCUUCCGGACCGGGCGGGGAGAGGCCACGAGCAGGUUCCGCUUCUCCCAGGGCCGAUGCGGGCGGCGGAGCUUCCGCUGCGUCCAGGGGAAAAAUGAAUUACAUGCCGGGCACGGCCAGCCUCAUCCAAGAUAUCGACAAGAAACACUUGGUCCUCCUUAGAGAUGGCAGAACACUGAUUGGAUAUUUACGCAGCAUUGAUCAGUUUGCAAAUCUGGUUUUGCACCAAACAGUGGAGCGCAUUCAUGUGGGCAAAAAGUAUGGUGACAUCCCUCGUGGCAUCUUCGUAGUCAGAGGCGAGAAUGUUGUACUCCUGGGAGAAAUUGACCUGGAAAAGGAAAGUGACACCCCUUUGCAGCAAGUCUCGAUAGAGGAAAUCUUGGAAGUUCAACGGGUAGAGCAGCAAACGAAGCAAGAAUCGGACAAGUUAAAAAUGCAAGCGCUGAAGGAGCGGGGCCUCUCCAUUCCAAGGGCUGAUACAUUAGACGAAUACUAAGUAUUUACCUGAACUGUCUCUCAAACAUUGAGGAGACUGUCUACUGAAGUGCCCAAGUGAUGGACAACUAUUUUUUUUAUUAUUAUUUCAGAUUCCUUCCCCUCCCAACCCCCUGGUGCAGAAAACAGUUGGAUCACCAUGAUGUAAACUGUAGUUCUUCCCAUUUCACGUAAAAUCAUUAUUUUUGAAGAUUAAAUAUAAUCCAGCAUGACGAAGCAAUUGUAAAAGAGAAGACUGGUUUCGGAUAUUUUGUUUUUGUUUUUUUAAUACAGGGAUGACUUCUGGAAAAAAUGGGGAAGUAACCCUCUCUAACCCGUAAAUAAAAGGUGAUUGUAAACACUGCUGUAAGCUAAGAUGCAAGU
This is a messenger RNA of Ahaetulla prasina, 2782 nucleotides long. It is a transcript of the gene LSM1, whose product is annotated as LSM1 homolog, mRNA degradation associated. Gene Ontology annotation, biological process: deadenylation-dependent decapping of nuclear-transcribed mRNA. The record is from RefSeq and is a predicted model, not a curated record. Lineage: Eukaryota; Metazoa; Chordata; Lepidosauria; Squamata; Colubridae. The coding region runs from base 1863 to 2420 and encodes 185 amino acids. Gene Ontology annotation, molecular function: RNA cap binding. The transcript has 4 exons. Gene Ontology annotation, cellular component: P-body; Lsm1-7-Pat1 complex.